Bacillus rossius redtenbacheri is the source of this 16928-nucleotide messenger RNA. RefSeq names its product RNA-binding protein Musashi homolog 2 (gene msi). Gene Ontology annotation, cellular component: cytoplasm. The transcript has 6 exons. Bases 510 to 1565 code for a protein of 351 amino acids. Gene Ontology annotation, molecular function: mRNA binding. Gene Ontology annotation, biological process: regulation of translation. NCBI's taxonomy places the organism in Eukaryota, Metazoa, Arthropoda, Insecta, Phasmatodea, Bacillidae. The record is from RefSeq and is a predicted model, not a curated record.
ACUCCCCAAGUCGCUCACUCCGUCUCGGCUAGUUCGCCGUGUGACUCAUGCAACUGUCCGACCGGCCCGUAGAUCUCGUGUUGGUCAGACGCUAGCAGCAGGCGUAGUUACGGAAGGACGUGUUUUUGGUGCCGGAUAUACCUCGCGAGUGCCCGGCGUGUUCUGGAACUGUGCGUCAGUGUGGACAGUUUUUUUUUGUUUCGGCCCGAGCGGCGACGAGGACAUCUUGGAGCGGCGGCGUGACGCGGCCGAGCCGGUGAGUGACAUGACAUCCCUCAAUACGCUGUCCGCUAUCACGGUCACCAUCUAAAGCUGUCUAGUGGACUACAUCCCGUACCAAAUUGUUCAGUUCUGUUGGCUAUUAAGCAUCAGAGGAGACGGAACACACUUCUCGCUGCCGAUGAUCAGAUGUCAAAGGAGAUGAGCAUUGUUGAAGGAAGUAGCGUCAACUGAACUAAUCUAUAACUGACUGAAGUUGCGAGUUGUGCAGGCUGUCGAAACCAUUACAGAUGGAAGGGAACGGUUUGAUGGAACAUGAGCUGCACAACGGCCUGAUCCCCAUAAAUGGCAGCACUCAGAAUGGAAGCUCGUCCGGCCGGUCGACCCCCACGGGCGGCGACCCUGCCCCUGGAAAGCUCUUCGUGGGUGGCCUGAGCUGGCAGACCACUUCAGACAAGCUCAAGGAGUAUUUUGGGAUGUUUGGACCCGUCACAGAUGUGCUUAUCAUGAAGGAUCCUGUUACUCAGAGGAGCAGAGGUUUUGGCUUCAUCACAUUUUCAGAGCCAAGUGCAGUGGAAAAAGUACUCAAAGUACCAAUACAUACUCUGGACGGAAAGAAAAUAGAUCCCAAACAUGCCACACCAAAAAAUCGAGCUAAGGUGGGCAACAGAACAAAGAAGAUAUUUGUGGGCGGAGUCAGCCAGGACACAUCCUCGGAGGAGGUGAAGGCUUACUUCAGCCAGUUUGGGAAAGUGGAGGAGACAGUGAUGCUGAUGGACCAGCAGACCAAGCGUCACCGUGGCUUUGGCUUUGUCACGUUCGAGAACGAAGACGUAGUGGACCGCGUGUGCGAGAUCCACUUCCACACCAUCAAGAACAAGCGGGUGGAGUGCAAGAAGGCUCAGCCCAAGGAGGCCGUGCAGACAGGAGCACUGCUGGGCAAGCGCAUGGUUUUGGGGCCGUUGGGGGUGCGCAUGGCCACCCCUGCCCAACUCACCCCCGCAUCGCAGCUGGCAGCCGUUCAGGCCCAGGCUCACGUUCAGGCUGCAAACGCUGCAGCGGCACAGGCGCAGAACGCCGCAGCGUUGGCCAGCUACGGGAAGCUGUUCGGAGCCUACCCUGCUCUCGCCAGCUACCGCUACGCCCCGUACGCCAUCCCUACAGCCGUGGGCACUCCUGGUGUGCCCCCCCAACCUACCCAGACCACGGCGGCCGCCCCCACUGCCACUCUCCAGCCCCCUGUUGCCGCCACCCCCUAUCAGGGCUACAGUCUCGCUAAUGUCGACAUGUCCAGCUUCCAGGGCGUUGAUUGGAGCUCCAUGUACGGCAUGGGCAUGUACGUGUGAAGCCGUUGUCUCAAUGGCGCAUGCCCCCUUUAUGUUCUCGAUUACACCUGGUGCACGUGCGGCAAUCCUGAUCAUUUCUCUGCAUGACUUUAGGAAACAAUAUUGAGAGUGCUACUUUACUUAAAAUAAGUAGAAAAUGUCUAGUGUAGCAUUAUUUCCUGUGUUGGCAAAACAAAAUUCAGGUGCACACUCUUAUAAUCUUUUGUUUAAAAGUAUUUUUGUGCAUAUACAUAUAUAUGCAUAUAUAUAUAUAUACAAACACUAUCUAAGAAAAAGUUUUUCCCCCCAAAUUGUAUUGAAACAUGCCUUAUUUUAUAGUACACCAGAGAAAUAUGCUUUUGCUUGUGGCACCAUUUCUUGAAUCUCUUCUUACAUGCCUCCCUAGCCUUAAGCAAUAACUUGCAAUAAGCAGUAUUAUUGUCAACAUCUUCCAUUGUAGGGAGGAAUGUGUUGUCUCCAGCCCCUUCUCCCAGUCCCAGACAGGCGAGUAUGUCUGCCCAUCACUAUGCAGUCAAGAUUAAACUGUUGAUGUGUAGAAGAGGCGUUUGUGAACAGUACGGUUUCCAGAUGUCGUCACACAAGCUUAAAAUGGCAACUGUUUAAAAAUGAAAUUAUUGGUCUUCCGACUUUACAAGACUUUUGGGCAAGUUUGGAAAGCUAUCAUGCAAAAUCAACAGAAGCUGGUCUUGUGCAAUAGGAGUGUGUCCUUCUUGGGGCUUGGAGAUGCCUGUCAAGUCACAACUUGAAUUUUUUCAAACUUUUGAAAUUCAGUUGCAAGUAUUAUGUUUUAUUAGAUCUCAAGUAACUGUGUUAGUAAUAUUUAGGUCUCAUGUUCCCAACUGCAGUGUUAGAAGUACUUAAAAAAACUCAUUUUAACAAGUUUGUCAUGAAGACUUGCAUUUAUUUGUAGGACCUCGAUUUUCGCUCCAUUACAGAAAACAUGUAUGUUUUUUGCAAAUGCUUGUAUUCAAUGAUUUACUUAUGAGAGAAAGUAAUAUGUCAUUGAUCUAGGUCUCAAUAGAACCACACUUUUUGCAACACAUCAAUGUUAGUGCAUACUAAUUUAAAAUUUAAAAAAAAGUAAAGGCAAAUUACUUCUGGAGUCUUCAUUUCUCUCCAGUAAGAAAUGGUGUUUCGUGCAUCUAGUCAAAGGCUGUUCAAGCCACUUCAUUUCCUUGUAUUGUUUUCUUGUUGCGAUGUCCCUUUGAUGUUUCAUUAAUAGAUUAGUGUUAGUCUCAGAUAUAGAAUGUGAAAGCAUUAAUGUAACAAAAUAUUUAUAGUUAUUCAGCCUAAAAUGUAACAUGAAAAAUGUCAGCUGAUAGUUUUUUUUUAAUUGACACAUAAAUAACAUUCCACAUUUAACGUGUUGUGUCAAAAUUCUUGUCGAUGCAUCGAGUUUUUUCUAUUGUAAGAAUUGCGGACCAAUAAACUAAUCGGGAGCAGGUUAGAAGCUGUUGCGAAACUGGGAGCAUGGAUCUUUUUUCAACUUACACACAAUUUAUUUCCUACGUCAUACUUAUUUAUUGAAUUGAAGAGUGGCAAUUUGAAUUGCAUCACUCGGUCUUAGUUGUUAGGUUCAUUUGUCUUUGCUGUCAGAGCUUGUUUGUGGUUUUGUGAACGAUUGAGAUUAUUCAUUAGGUUCCUAUGUUGCAAAGACUGCAAUUUUGUGUGUAUUUUAUUGCACGUUUCGUGUAUUUGCUCUUAGUUUCAACAACAGCUGGUCACUGGACAAGUUAAAAAAAUAAAAAUGCCUUUAUUUUAGAGAACAAAAGGAGUCACAAAAAUAUUUAAAUGGUCACAAGUGUGCUUCGCCCCACUUUCAGGGGUCACAUUGAGAAAAAAAAAUUUGAUUGUUACUUCUUUUAUAAUAGAUGUUAGGACUUGUAAUCAGUCUUGUAAAUGAAAGCAGUUGAAUUUGUAGUAAUGAAAAUACUGUACUUGUAUACUCUGUGUGCAUUAUUCUAUCACCAUCUUGGGAGUAAUGGUUUAUUAUUAUGACAUUCUCUGCAAAACCCACAUGGUUUGACAAUCUGUGGAUGAAGUGCUGUUUUUGGUCAGAGUGUUAAAACUCUUGUUUUCUUGUGUAGCAGUGUUGUGUGUUUUGAUUGGGGGUGUUAACAGCUUUAGUUUUCAGCUUCCGUACUCCCUUGGUUUAGUGCAGUGUUUAUCCUAAUGAACAAGACUCGAAGCUGAGCAUAAUGGAAAAGAACUAUGGACACUUGUGAGGUGUGUCGGUGGUUCACAUGCCAGUAAUUGCUGACAUUGUAGAGAGGGCAGAGAGGGUGUGAUUGUAUUGUAUCCUCAGUGCUGAAGGGGUUUAGCAGAGAAUUAACUCCUAGCAAAAGGAAGAUGUGAAAGCUGGAUGAUGUUUCUUCUUAGUAUUGGUUAAUACAUAUUUUUAAGGCCUUUGUUUGAUAGCCAAGAACUUAAGUUUUCCUUAUUUAUUACAACAUGGUUUUUCAUUAGUGACAUAGAAAUGUUUGUGCCAAAUAUUGCUUCCUUCGAGCAGUAAGAAAGUGUUAACUUAUAAUAGUGAGUAAAUGUAGUUUUAUCCAGAAAUCACGUUUCCUUUUGCUUGAGUGACAAUACCCUUUUAUAUUAAGAACAGCAAUAAGUUUAAAAAGGAGAUGAUGAAAACCCUCUAUUUUUGUAUUCAAUUCUAAGUGAUAAAGAGCAAAUAAAGUUUGUAUUUUUUUCUUUGUAAGUUUGUCAAGUGGUGUUUAAAGAAAGGAAAGCUUAAAAAAAAAUUAAGGGGAGAGCACCACACUGAAGAUUAUUACACAAAGAAACAAAUUUCAGAGAGGGUUGGUCUGAAUAUUCAAAAUGAACUGAACUGUUGUAUGUAUUCCUUCAUCCUUUACUUCAUACUAGUUAUUUCUGUUUUUUGGUGGUUUGUCGUAUUUAAAAAAAAUUAAUGUUGUAGGAUUAAGUACACUUGACUAGUUCCUUAGUGUCUAGAUGUUUUUGUAGUUUUUCUCUGUGUGUGUAGUAGUCGUAGAUGGGGCUGGCUGGAUGGAUGGAGUUUUUUGGCCAUCUGGUAGCAAAAAGACUUUGCACUUGUAGAGCAUUUCUCAAUAAAGUAGUUUCAUAGUAGAAAGGCUGCUUGAUCAUGGUACUUAUUCCUUUUACUUGUACGUACUUGCUUGGUUGGCCUGGAGUUUUACUGUUUAUUCAGCUUUAAAAACAAUUACCAAACAUUAAAAAUGAACAAACUUUUGAGUUGUGGACUAAAGGGUUGGAGGGAGUUGCUGCCGCAGAAUUAUAUAAAUAUAUAUAUAUUUGUAUACAUAUUAACCCAUUUACUGCUUUCUGUGAUAGCGUGAGGCGGUGCUUGGUGCCUGCUCAUGUGUGUGUGUCUUCUUGUGUGGGUUCACUUCCCUCACAUUUUCUAUUUAAUUUAAACAAAAUUUUCUCUCCAUGAUAAUGUAACUUUCACAUGGGUUGUUGGAAUAAAUCUGCAACUUGCGAUACAUUAAUUAGGAUGUAGAAAAAAAGCAUUUGUGAAUCAGUAGAUGAAAAAAUCUCUUUAUUACUUCAGAGCUAUGAUGGUUCUAGUAUUACAAGUAUAAUUCAACACACACACACACACACACACACACAUCUUUCUUAUGUACCCACUGCCAUCUACUUUGGCAUCAUAUAUAUGUGUGUGCUUUCUGAUGCGUCUUGAUGCUCAGUACCUUGCCUGCUGAAGUGUUGUGCACUAGUAGAAGGAAGGAGCAAUAGUUAACUUUGUCUUCCCAUUGCCUUAACAUCCUCCUUGCAUAAACUAGCAAUGUAAAAUGUUACCUUUACUUUCCCGAUUCAUAUAUACAUUGAACGCUUGUACUCAGUGAGACAGAUAGAUUUUUACUUUUGAACUGUUUGUUGUGGGUAUAGUCCAGUUUUUGUAUUUUUAGUAUCUAGAAUAGUUCAUCAGAUCUGUACUUAUUUUGAUGUACAUACUGCUGGCUGUGAAGUACUGUGUAUUUGGAUAACAUUCAGAAGAGAAAUUGAUCAAAUUUAUAUAUAUCAGCAGUUAAAAUGGUAGUAAAAUUAUUGUGCUGUUCUAGGAAGUAUAAUUUUAUUGUCAGUUCAUCAUAAAAUUUUAAACAAACAGUCCUUCAUAUUGGUGCUGUAAAAUGUGCUCUUCGUCUGAUUCACAAAUGCUGUAUUUUCUCUGACCAGUGUAUAGCAAAACAAAAAUUUUCAAAUCAUUUAUAGGUAAUACAAUUCACAUAAAUUGAUAGGUAUGGUGGGCAAAAUUAAAUUAAACAUUCAUAUUAGAUUAUGAUUUGUAAAAAACUUUUUUUUUGGAGAGAAAAUGUUGGACCUUGUAAGUGCCUUAACCUGAGAGUAACAAUAUAGUUGUUCAUAGCAACUCCUUCUAACACUCAGCUUCAAAGGUAUUUUGUUCACUGGAUUGCACUCUGCAAUUGUAGAUUACAUUCAUUUGUCCUUUUUCAGUUUUGUUUUCUUUAUUUUAUUUUUUUUCAGUGUGGGAAGUACUGAUUAAAAUAAAAGCUAACAUCAUUUAGUGUGAAGACCUUUUACAUUUGUAAGAAUUGCACUGAUUUUUAACACACCAGUAGUUUGCUUCUCUUGUAUAGUACAGGGAAGCUUUAACAGAUAUUUGGCUUAAAUGUGUUUAUUUCUUACAGUAUUUAAGUUUCAGCACAAGAUAAUUAUUCUGUAAGCGCUGAUACACGGGAAGCAAAUUGCUGUAACUUAACUUGAAUCAUUCCUGGUGUUUUGUGUGCGUUGUUAUCUGGUUGGACUGUAGUUUUGUAAAGUUUGGUUAUUUUUUUGUUUUCUCAGGGAUAGUUAAUUUAGUGUCCUGCUUUAUUGAUUUAAUGAUCAAUAUCUAACCGUUACAUCACCAUCUAUCACUAGAUUGUGGGAAAGAUAAGCUGGCAUGCAUUUGGUUAUUCUAGGUUUCCGUUUAUCAUUUUAUGCAAACUACUUCUGAAUGAACAGAAACAGUGAUAUUUCUUUUUUAUGUUUAAUGAAAUUUUUUUUGUUAUAUUCUUGUUUAAGAAUGUGUAGUGAGCUGUACAGUUAAAGUAAUAAUGUACAUAAUUGCAAAGAAAAGAAACCCAUACGUUUUAGAAAAUUAACAUUUAAAGAUAAUAACAUAUUUAUCAUUUUUUUCAUAUUUCCACUGUUAAAACUACGAAAUUAAAGCAACAAGCAAAACUUUAUAUUAGACAUGGGCAUAAGUGUAUCUUUUGAAAACAAUUAAUUAAUAAAUUGUUUGAUGCCGUGGUUUUUGUAAAUAACUUGAGACUGUACACAACAGUGCCCAUAAAGAAUGGGCUAUGGAACUCUAGAAUGCUGUUCAGCUGUAAACCACUCCAGUGCUGAUUCAUUUCUUAUAAAUUAUGAGUCACAUUGUAAGGUAGGCUUGACUUAAAAUCAUUUUGUUUUUGGGCAAAAAAAAGUUUCUUGAUGGGUAUGAGCAAUUUGAAUUGUUUUGAUACAUUCUCAAGUAUUGAAAAAUUACAUUAAGGCUCUGUCCCACAUGCCAUCUUGGUUAUUUUCUUUUCUUGGCAUUGCUCUUGUAAGGGAUUAAGAGCAAUAGCUCUCUUGAAUUGUUGUUUGACCACAAAUUGUCUCAGCAGAUAUUUGUUAUUCUUAAUCUGUAAAAGGUCAUGGAAAUUUUUUAACAUUGUUUUUCACCGCUAUUAUAGGCCCUGUCACACUGCCAAAUAUUUGCCUCUAAUAUAGUUUACAAUAUGGUAGUAUUGGACAGAAAAUGGCAUCUAAUAUUCUCUUUUAAUAGAUAACCUCAACUAUAUGUCUCACAAUCAAAGUUUAUUUUUGGUCUGAGCUAUCCCAAACUUAUCAAUUUUAAUUUGAUUACACUAUUUGCUGGAUUAAAUUUUUGAAUUUUUUAUGCUAUCUGCACAUUUUUUUAUUUUUUUUUUACAGGUAUAAAUUUAACUCAAAAAUUUUCAUUACAUAAUAAAAAUAAAUGUUAAGUAAUUUUUUUUAAAUUAUAGAAACAUAAUUUCAUUUUUACACACAAAAUGUUUUUGGAUACCCCAUUCAUAUUAACAUUAUUUUAGUUAUUUAAUUUUUAUUAUCUUUUUAAUCACCCAUUCGCUCUUCACCAUUUUAAAUAUUCGUUGAGACUGAAACAGAUGUCAUUUCGGUUUUCGCCAGACAUGAUUUUGAUUGGCAGAAUGCAUCCAAUAUCUAACAAAUUUUGAAAUCUGUUCUAUAUGUAAAAAAGUUUAUGGAAACUCAAGUCAUCCAACUUUUCAAACAUGCCUGUGCUAUUUAUGUUUUUCAGUGAUGUUAUAACCCUCAAACUUUAUUUGAUCAACAUAUUGGAAGGCGUUGGAAGUGAAAAUUCAACAGUUUGACGGGGCCUUAUAUUAUAUUUUGAAAAAUCUAUUGAGAAAAUUUGGUGACAAACCAUAAAAUGUAAGAGAGCUAUCGUUUUAAAUUCAGAACUAUACUAAGAACAAGAAAAAAAAAUGGGCAGUUCUUGUCUAAGCAUGUGUUGAGUGUAAGCUUUAAAAAAGGUUUUGGUUAAUGGUUUUGAAAACUACAUAUAAAUCCUUACAACAGAACUAUAGGAUAACCAUAGAUUACCAUCAGUACCACUGUGUUGUUGCUGCAUUAGUAAUAUUAGUGCAAUAAUUGAAAUUAUUUUUUUUACUUUGUGUUUGUUAUACAUUUAUAAAACCUCUUAUGAUAGGCAACAAAAUUUUCCUAGUUUAUUGUAGCUUAUGCUAGUUAAUGAAUUAGGUACUACACACACAUUUCAUGAUGAUGGCAUAUGGAUAUUCAUAUGUAGGCACAAAGUCAAACGUUUGCUUGAAUUUUCCACAAUCUAGAGUUAUGUGAUGUAAGUGUGCUGAUCAAAUAAUUUUAAACAAGAUUUUCGACUAACCCAGGUAAAAUAAUAUUUUUCUUGAUUGGCUGUUGAGUUUUGAUUUGCAAUCCAGCGUAGUGUAUUUAUUGGUGAAGCACGUUGAUUGUUGACACUGUUAGUUAUAAUUUGAGAGCAACAGUAUGCUUAUUAUUGUUGCAACAUUCUCAUCGUGAACCAAUUCAGAAAAUUGAGUGACACACACAUCAUGCCAAUUUCAUUUGACCACAUAACCAUUGUAUGUGUAUCACACAAAACGAUUGCAUCUCUAAACAUUUCAGUAAUGAAGGAAAAAGAGUCUACAGUUUGCACAAGGUGUAUAAGGUUAUCAGCAAUACAAUAUUUAUGAAUAUGGUAUCCCAGAUUUCAAAGAAAAAAUGUUAUGCACAGUUUUUUGUGCAUUUUUAUAAAUAUGGCAUAGUUUGGGCAUCGACUAAUAGCGUAAUGGAUGUUACAAGAGUUCUUCAUUUAGAAUUUCUAAAAACAUUAGAAGUAUGGUAUCUUAUUUCAGCCUAAUUUUUUGUUAGAAAUUUUAAGACAGAAAUACAUAGGUUGUUUAUAAGUUUUAUGGGAAUUAUUUGAAAUAUCUAUUUGGGUUUGUAUUAUUGACCAUCAUUUAAUUAAUUUUUUCGUGAGAGUAGUAGGUUACCUGUAACUUUGUGAAGAGAGUUUUCAAACAAAACAUUGAUGGACAAUGAGUUUUUCAAAAUAAUUAAUCACAUGGAAAUUUUGGUUUAAUAGUCUACUUGGGCUUUGUGGGGGACCUUAUCGUGGUGUUUAAACCAUAAGUUCUGGAUUCAUACUGCUGCUUCUUUCUAAAAAAUUUCAUGUAAGUUUUCGUUUGGAUGGAAAGAUGUCAAUGGCCUUAAAAAUAUGACAUAUUAAUUUUUUUAUUAUAACAGUUUAUUAUCAGUUUAGUAAUUAUAAACUAAAAUAAUUAGGACAGUUCAACACGAUUGGAAGAACAUUUAUCAGUUAUGCUUAUUUUUUCAUCUCUGGAACCAACUCCAUCCUAUUUUCCUUUGUGUGUGUGUAUUGUUUAUGUUUCUUUGUUUAAGUUUGUGAAUUCAUGUUUAGAAGGAAUAAGAUUUUUUAACACUUGAAAAGUACCUUAUUUGAUAUUUAAUUUUUUUGGAAGAUUCCAGUUAACAUAAGGGGAAAAAUAGAUUAAUGCUGUAAUUUGUUUCAAGUUUCAUAACUUUGACAGUCUUGCAGCUGCUUAAACUUUAGUAAUAGCUUAGUUAAUGAGACAUGAAAAAAAAAGUAUGCCAACAAAUAAAUAGCUAAGAAGCCCUUAAUAAAUGCAGGGUUGAGUGAAAACAUGUCGGGUAAAUACUAAGCUGGAUAUGCCAUAUUCCUGUGCGCUACCAAUAAUGUAUGUGGCAUACCUAUAUUUGUACAAAUGUGUUGGAAGCACUAAUUAUUUUUGUAUCAUUUAGCAACUAGCACAGCUAACAUUGCAUGGUGCAAAGACAAAGAACACAGGAGAAUGAAGAGGAUAAUUCAUGUGACACACUAACUUGUACUGUUGCACAUUUUUCCGCUUGCUGUUGGGGGUCACAGUCGUGGGACUGAAUUAAAUCUCUGAAGCAUUAGUACGCAGAUGUAGCAGUUGAGUUAUCAUUAGCUAAAAACAUCGCUGCAAUUCACCCAUCUGUGCCUGCGCACUAUGUUUAUUCACAGUGAGUGAGGAUUUCUUUACUAAUGAAGCAGAAUGCAGUUAGGGAGGUUGCAGCUAAACCAGAUCUCCAAAGAGCAGAUACAAGAUGCAAGUAAUAAUAAAUGUAUAAACAAACAAUAGCAUGAUACUGAUCCAGCAAAAGAUUUGCUGCUUUUGACAAGAUAGUGCACAGUUUACAAAAACAAUGACAUUGUUUAGCGAUGAAAUAUUAUUUUAUCGGGCAAGUGUGUUCUGAUUAAAAUAACUUAUCAUUUUUAUAAAUAACAUGAUAAUGUCAAAAUCAGCUAAUAACAGAAACGCAUUCAUUUAAUUUUAAAUUCUGCUCCAGGCCUUUCACAAUAUUGUGUGAUAUGUCCUAUACUUAUUUUUCCCACAGAGAAAUAAUACAUUUUAUGUUAAUGUAAUAUUAACAAUCAAACAAAUAGACUUCACUUAAAAAUCCAUACCUUCAUAAUUUAUCACAGAUAUGCUCUUUGCUGAAUGCCAAUCCUGUUAAAAAAUGUCAGAUUUGUAUCACUGCAAAUUUACAUCGUAAAGCUAAUUAUUACCCACCCCCCACCCAAAUUAUGUUAGUAAAAAAAGUAUACACAUUAUUUAUUGUAAUUUAAAACAGAACAAAUUCUCUCAAAUCUUAACAUUACAUUGCUAAACAGUGUUUCUUUUCUUGAAAGCUACAAAAAAUUAUUUCUAAAAUGAAUAAGUAAAUUCUAUUUACAAUCAACACUUUCACACACGUUAAUCAUUCAUUUGUGUUGAAACAUCAGUUUAUCGAAAAGUCUCUUUUUCUUGUGAUCAGUAGAAAUUGGGACGUGCUUGUUCCAAAUACAAGUAUUAGAACUAUGCACAUUAUUGUGGUCUGGUUUUUUAUUAUUUUAAUUAUAAUUUAAUGUCAAUAUUGGAACGUUUUGCUAUCAUAUUGGUUUGUACGUGUGUUCAUAUUAGAAUGUUAAAUUUUUGUUACCAAGCAUUGUCUCAUUUUGUUAACAUUUAAAUGUAAUCUUGUUGGGUGCAUGUUGAGCCAAUUCACUGCCCAGAUUUUCACUGGCUGUUUCAUGCAACGGCCAUAACUGCACUAUUGGUUAUCAUUUUUACUUGGGCUCAUUUAAAAAUUUUAAGAUAUCAUUAAUCCAUUUACUGAAAGUGUAUUUACACAUCAGAAACAUGUAAAAAUGACAUUAUUGCACCCAAGCGGCAAAAAUGAGAUACAAUUUUACAAUUUUGUAAAAAAAAUUGUCAGUAUGGUUUUUGAGUACUGACUUGAACAAAAACAUAACCACAAAAUGUGCCAAAAAUGUUAUUUGUUCUUAUGAUUCUGUUAUACUUAUGGUUAACAAGUUAGGUAAUUAUUUUAAAGUAUAGUUGACUGUGUACAAUGGUAAAUCAAAUCUACUCCGUAUUUUCUUUAACACAUUUUUAACCACUUGGAGUGGUUUAAGUGUAAGUAUGCUACUUUCAAACACAAAGUUGAGUUUAUUAUCUUUGAAUUGGCUUCACUGUUAGGAUUGCUUUAUUUAUUCAGCGGCAGUGCCCCGACUGUUCCCAUUUGUGUGCAAGCUUUGAACGGCAUUUUUGUGUUUGGCACGUACAAGAAUUUGCUUUACACACUUUCUUAUUUGGUAGUUGUCAAGCUUUUUUUUCUGCAAGGAUUAGACUUGUGAUUUUUUGAGGUGCAAGUCUAUUGCAAGCUACAUGGUUGGUGGUCAAUAUGAAUUGGUAACCAUAUUAGAUGACAAAACUAACAUGUUCCAGUAAGGUAAACUUUUUUCAAGCUGAGGUGGGACUUGUUUGACAAGAGCUUCAGUGAAUAUUCAGACUUCUACAGCUGAAUAACCUUAUCAAAUCAACAAAAUAAUUAUUGAAAAUGAGCAGCUAGUUGUAUGCUAUGUGAAAUUAUGUUUGAUUUAUUUAUCAUCACAUCACAAUAUUCAGCUGUCAGUCUAAAAUGUUCGUUAAAGCAUCUGUCAAAAAGUUCCUUCUUAAUUGUGAACAGUGUGUACAAUAUUCACAGGACUUAAUUUUUUAAAAAAAAGUUGAUAUCCUUGUUUUUCUGGAAUGCUUUUUGUAUUUUGGCUCCCUCCUCUCCUUAAUCAGUAAUUAAAUUUUUGUAUACAUUCUUUUUCUUCAAAAACGUUACACUUUGGUUAUGAAUUCUACAUAUGUGUGAUUUAUAGGGCGUGUGGAAAGUUAAAAUUUGCAUCACCCAGAAACACAAUACGUACACAAGAAAUGUAAAAUAACGUGCUGGUGUUAAAUGCAUGAUUUAAAAACUGCACGGAACUUGCUUGUAAUGAUCAGCCAACCCCGUACUUCAUAAUCUGACCCCAUACCUGCUGUCCUUUGCCCGUUAUCUACCCUCAAUGUGUACGUAACUCAAGCUAUUGUCAGACCUUCAGUUUGGUAACUUUCAUCAUAGAGGAUAAAUAUGUCAUCUUGCUGUGUGUUGCGACGUAUGCAUUAAGAUUCAGGGCUGAUCUGCGAUUAUUAUCCGUUAAAUUGUUUCCACCCUUUUAAAAUAUUUCCAAUUUGAAUUGCAUUGUGCAACUUAGCUGAGGAUAUUUACAUGAAGUGUAGGUGUUUGCGAGUUAAAUUGAUUAGGUGAAAUUGUUUUUUUAUAUAUAUAACCAUGACUUCCUGUAUUUAUUUUUUAUUUAUUUUAACCUUUAAACUAUUUACGUGAUAUUUUUUUAUGUCGGUAACAUAAUUUUGGCCAACAAAGAACAAUUGUGCCAGUAUUGAUUUGGGAAAUAUUUGGGAAAUAUUUUUUUUCUGCUAAUGAAGAUUUUCGCAAAAGUAACUAAAUAUACUGCCAAUCUUAAAUUUAUUCUAGGUCUAAAAAUUUGGCAUAUUCUUAGUGUGAACGUUUUUAAAGUUCGUGUUAAACAAUAAUAAAAACGGGUUGCAUGUAGUCAUUGAAUCAGUAUUUUAUGCUAAGCAAAGAAUCCUUCAAUUGAUAAAAUUUUUACUGAUUCUUUUGUGUACAAAGAAAAUCUCUUAGUACUUUAGUACUAUUUAUUGUUGUUAGCAUUGAUAUUAUUCCAGGUUGUUACAAAUUCAUAUUGUUACAGUAGUUAAUAUAAUGAAAUAGGACUUGGGGAAAUGAGGGUUUAUUAAAGCUUUUGAUUUCUGAAAAAAAAGUAAAAGACAACUGAUUCUAAUUUAUGCAUCACGUUUGAUAAUUCACAUUCGCAUGAAGUUAUUCAUGUUGUCAAAGAACAAUUGUGGCAGUUAUCCUUCAUGGUUUCUAGUAUAAAUGAAACCAACUUACAAUUUUGGUGAAAAAACUCUUUUGUAUAGGAAAUGAGUUAAAAUAGAAUGAGUGUCAUUUGAUAGCAACUGAAAUGUCACUUAGUAAUAGUUUCUUUAUUACAUUUGGGCUUUUGGUCUUCUUUAGAAUUUUUAAGUAAAAUUCAUCUACAAAGGACUGGAGUAGCAAAUGAGUGAGACUUCCUAGAUCUUCCAGUAGUUAAUGUAUAUUUAGCCGAUUUUUGCAAUGAUUUAAAUUCAUUUAUCGCAAGCAAUAGUUCACGUGAAAGAGAUGUGUUAACUGUUUAACCAAAAUGAGUUACAUGGUAUAUUUAUAUUCCUAGAAUUGAGGUAAGCUGUGGAAGUAAUUUGAUUGUGUUUACGCAGAGGACAAUUGCAGGUGUUCAACAUUAAAUUUGACAUGCAUUAUGUCAUAACUAUUAACGUAUUGUACUACAUUUAGAAAAUACGUCAAGAGUUUUUUUUUUUUUUUACAAGUUUCUAUUUCAGAUUAAAAAAAAAAAAAAAAAUUUGUAACAUGUACUAAAUUACAAAUCACCAAUUUUUAAUUCUUUUAUUGUUAGAGCAGAAUAAAUUUUUCACUAAUACUAAUUCUAAGUGAAAUAUUUAAUGAUUUUCACUGCACAGAACACCCUAAUCGUAGUUGCAAAAAUGAUACUUGUUAAAGUUUUUGCUUUGCGAAAGUUCUAUUUAGCUAGCUGACAAUUUGUUAGUUUUACAAUGCAGAACAAGUAAAAUGUUUUUAUCUUUCAUGGCAUAACACUUUAAUAAUGCAAAAGUGAGAUUGCAUUUUAGUUUUCUAUUUAUGUAAUACUCAACAUAAAUGGAAAAUUGUUUUUUGGCAACCACACUUAUCUACCUAAAAUAUGUUUUUUCUACAUUAAAAUUUUUUGGUGCAUUUAACUCUCAGGGUAGCUGUUGCUUGAGGUGUGAUAAGAUUUUUUACAUUGUAGAAGCUUUAUGUGUAUUUAGUAUUGCAGUUAUGAAAAAAAUAUAUACUGCAAUAUGGAUUUCAAUUACUUAAUCCAACAAGUGUGAUGUAAUUGUUAGUGAGAUCUUGGCAACUAAUUUUCUUGUUCUGUAUGAUAGAAUAUAUCUUUCAUAGAAUUCCUGGUUAAAUUAAUGACUACGAUCACAUUUUAUCUAUGGUAUAGACAUAUUUAACAAAAACAUCGAAAUAUGUAUUUUAAUUUUCACAAAAAAACUUUUUUAAUGAGCUAAAGCAAGACUUCUAAUCAUGUAAUUUUAGUCUUCAAAGUUAAUGAAAUUUAGUAAUUUUUUUUUAUAGUUCUAAUGUGCAAUGACAUUCAAGUUGAUACUGUACAAAGAUAAAUACAUUCAAGACACUAUAGAAAUCUUGUAGUUAACAUUUUCUUUUGUGGAACACAGUUGCAAGGCUUAAACAUUUUUUUAUGAUUGUUUCCUUGUGAGGUUUUACACAAAAUAAUGGUGACCUAGAAAUCGUUUUUCAUAGUAAAAUUACCAAGUAUUAUAUAAUGGAGGAAUUAAUUUUCUUUGAAGGAUGUAGAAUGCAAACAUUUAUGACUUCUAAGAUAGCUAUAACUUCAGACUUUUAAAAUCAUUGAUUGAGUGUUCAAAAGUGCCCAAAUUUUUAAUGCCUGUGUCUUAGAAGUAUUUCAUAAAUAAACGUGAUGUUUUAAUAAAGUGUACAUUUUUGACUAAGCAGACUACGUAGAGUGCGAGAAAAACAAAAAUCAAUUUUUAAAGACUAUGCAGAUGUAUUGUCUAGUAUCUUUUGAAGUGUAUUUAUUGGUAGAUGUACGGGUAGAUGUUGUUAUAGUGGGUGUGGAUAGUAAAUAGACUGAAAGCAGAAAAACAUUUAGUAUUCUAGAUGUAAGAUUCUGGUAGGUGCAGUAUAAUAGUAUUUUGGAAUUGCACGUGGCCUAUGUAUACUAGUUUAGAAUAACUGUAUAUAACUGCAGUACUAGUCACUAACUCUGUUAAUGAUACAAUAGGUGGCCAUCUAUUGCUAUGUUGGUGUCAAUAUUAAUAGUGAUUGGCAUUUAUAAAUAUAGUGAAAGAUGGUGCCUUGUAAUAUAAUUUUGCUCAUUAAUAACACAGUAUACAAGGAGCACUGUAGAGAAUUCCGCUAGAGGAUUUGAAAGACCAAAUAUUUAGCAGCCGUUAGUUGUAUUUGAUCAUAUCAAUCGCAGCUUUAUAAAAAUUUGUUGUUAAUUUUGGAAUUCUUACAUUGCUCUCUAAUCAUGUAGCGCAAAACUUAAUUAUGCUGUUUAGUCAACCACCAAAGCCAUGCUGUAGGCUACUGUAUAUUUUAGUGAUUAGGCAAGCUAGUGUUGUAAAUGUAAUGUAAUUGUGUACUAAUGUGUUGGUGAUUUUAGAACUUGACACAUCUUUCCUAGUCUUUUUUUCCUCCCUGUGUUUUUCUUCCAACCCUCCGUUAAUGUGUUGACACUUGUGUGCAAAAUAUAUGUAACUGGGAUGGGAAGUGAGUGUCACAUUUCAAAAGAAACUAGUGCUGUGUUGUCCUGUCUUCCUGUUCGCAAUCGAAAGAACGUUACCAAAAUACCCCCUGGGACCAUUACGUAGGCCCCAUGCCACUACUAUACUGAAAGUCAAUUCAGGAUUGCUGUUCAUCUUUCCUCCAACUUAUGUUCACCUUUAAGUGCAAAUAAGCUACCUAAAUGACAUUGGCCUAGUAUAAAAUAUCUUGGACUGUAGUGAAGAUAACUACAUGAUCAAGCUACUUCUUUGAUUCUUUUAAGGCCUUCAGAAGGAUGAUAUUUUAAAUUUAUUAAUCACCAUAAUAGGCCUACAUUAAGACAAACAAAAUGGAAUAUGUUAUUUAACAUGGAAGUGCCAUGAGAUUGUUUUUUAUAUUUAUUAAAGAGAGAUAAUUUAAAGUGUAACUGGUGCUUUUUCUGUUCAUAAACAAUGUAGUAAUUGCUUGCAGAGCUAAAACUAUUAUUAGAGGCACUGCCAUGUUAUUGGGAAUAAUUAUUUAAUGUGUGUGGUAAGUAUUUUAUAUUACAAUGACGGAGCCGGUGGCAGUCGCCACCACCAACAGCACUAUGAGAACUUAACUUGUUUCACCAAAUAGUACAAGUUGGGUCUUUAAUGACCACAAGGUUUUGAAUCAACAAGAAACAAGGUAAGAUGGUAGUUGAAGAAAAGCCUAUAGGUACACUGCUGGUAGGUACUAAUUGGGAAAAACAGUCAUAGGAAGUAUUUCUAAUAAUAUUUAUAUCUUCAAGAACAGACUUGGUCAACACAUUCUGUUUUGAAAAUGUUGUCUUUAAUAAUAUUUUUUAAUUUAUAUAUUUUAAAUUCAGUUUGAUCCUGGUAAACAUUGACAGUUUGGACUGAUUAAAAGGUGUACUGAUACAGUAAAGUAUUAAGUCCUCUUGCAAACUUCAUACAUAGACUUUAAAACUACUGUAUGUCCAAAAUUAUUUUUACAUCUACAGUGAAAGGUCUUUAAUCAGUAGUUCUAUGGUUUAGCACAUUUUGUAGUCCAGCACACAUGCCCACAACCACUCACACAGAUUUGUUUUGGGUGGAUUCUGGCUAUUGAUGCAAA